AUGAUCACGACAUGUGUGGCUUCCGCAGCAUCCCCAUCUUCCUCCGAGAGGGUUCCAGGCUUGGACUCGGCAUCAUCUUCUCCAUCCUCUCAUUCAACCAUUCUUAACAAAACGCACGAGUCGGGAUCUAUUAGCCUUCAACAACGAAAGUUUUCCACUCUCUCAUCCAGAACUGGCACGACUCGAUUCAAAGUCAUUCAUCAUCAAGUCUCCUCUCCAACAACAACAUCACCACAAUCGCCUUCCUCGCAUAAUAUGAACCAUCACUUCUACUUGUUCAAUCAUGAUCAAAUUUCCAAUACAACCACCACAUCACCCACUCUAACAAGCUCAUCCAUUACAAAUUUAUCCCAAACACCACCACAACAACAAGGUGUGAUCACCACUCCUUCCUCUCCAAAUACCACCUCACCACCACCAACCCGAAUACGAAGUAUCAGCAACUCCUCAGAAAUUCCACUGGUUCAAAAAGUUUCCAAAUCAAAAUCCCUUUCUAGACCUCCUCUUCCUCAACAUUUCACUUCCCAAACUCCAAUACUGCCUUCUUCCAUGACCGCUAGUAGUAACAACACCACUAAUACUACCUCACGGUCUCUUUCAACAAAUUUAUGUACUCUAAAUUCAACCAACAACAACACUCAAGACAGUUCCAGCGAACACGUUGAACACUCCAAUAACAUCCCAAACCACAAGAGCAACACACUGGGUAGAAACAACAACAAGAUCAUUCAAUUAUUAAAACAAGAAGAGGAACGGAUGGCAAGCAAUAACAAAAGUGAGCUAGACCCAGAAGAAAAGAAAAAGGCCAUGUUUGACAAAAGACGAUCCAGAGCCAUCUUUCGCAGCAAUGCUGAAAACCCAAAUGAGACGUUUGACUUUUCACAGCUUGAUGAACACUUUAGGGCAAUUUCUCAGUCAAGUAGCAUUUCAGACCAACCAGCCAAUGCUUCUCGAUGUUAUCCAGUAAGGCAAGAGACUUUGACUCCUCCAAGCGAUUCAUCCGACAACACCCAAAAGUGUUUGAGAUCAGCGAAAAUUGACACGCAAGAAAAAAGAAUGGCCAACAUCAACAACCACACCUCGAGUUUGUAUGACUCGUGUGACUAUGACAGCGAGUUCUCUACGUCGUCAUCCUGCUACUCUCCCAUCGUUGCUAUUCAUCGUCAUGGAGAUGCCAUGUUCCCUCAGCGUCCCAUUCAACGAAAUUUUGACAAACUGUUGAACGGUGAUGCAUAUGCUUCGCCAUCUUCCUCUGACUAUGCUGCUUCGGAUGUUGCAGUAGUGGACGAGAAUGAGGAAGAGGACUAUGAUGACGACCCAUUCCAUGAUUUUGAGGAAUAUGAUGACGAGGAUGAUGAAUGCGUGUAUGGAGAUUUUGAAGAGUAUGAUGACGAUUCUAAACCUACUUUUGUGAGGACUGUGGUUUCACUCGAUGAUCGUCCAACGUCACCGCUCGUCAUUAUGCAGCACAGCGAACAAGAAGACCUUCAAUUUGGGGAUGAAAUACUCGAAAGAAGAAGGCGAGUGAGUACGAGGAAUAACCCAGAGCUAAAAUUAUCCUUCUCACGUGCUAGAUCUGGUUCAUGUUCUGCUCCCUCUGAGGAUACUUGCCGAAUUUUAUCAGAAAUUCAUUCAAAACAAGAGUUGUCAGAAUUGGUCUCUCACUUGUCCCCUAAUAACAGUACUUCAACAACCACAACGAAUUUAGCUCUUUCCCCACUACAUGCUGCAAGUCUGGUUUCGAGUCCAGGCAAGUCACCACGAGGAGUUGGGUCUCCUCUCCUAAUGAGAAGGCCUUCACAACGAUCAAUCGCUGGUGGUAGAAGAAAGUCAAAAGCAAUUUCAUACACUGUUACAUCAAUUAUGGCUGACGAGCAGCUUAAAGAAAUAUUCUUUCAAUUUCUUACUGAAAUACACAACACAGAAUUGGUAACCUUUCUACAGGAGGAGGAAUCCUUUAGACUUGGAUGUAUCAAUGCUGUUGUGAAUGAUGUUCCAAGCUUGUUGAUGGAGUACGAGACUGCUCUUCAAAAAGCAUCUAAAAUUUUUGAGAAAUACAUCAAGGUUGGUUCAAUUCAAGAGUUGAACUUGAGUAGUGAGACAAGAAAUAACAUGCAACAAAGAAUGGAAUCAUUAUUGACGCCCUGUGAAAGAAAUAAGGGUGUGAAUGGACGACUUCAAUUGUCAGAAUGGAUUUCUUCAAAUAUUUUCGAAAUUGUCACUACAGAAGUGAAUAUUAGUUUGAAGAACCACAUUAUUCCUCUCUUUUUGGAAAGCUCUUCGUUUGAAAAUUAUCUUCUACGAAAACACGUACAGGAAAAUACUGUUUCGAAUCUGAGAGGAAAAAACAAGGUUCAACGAAUGCUUGGUUUUUACAUUCCAGAAAAUGCAAAAGAUAACAUUAUUGUUAAUGGAGCAACUGUAGCGAUUGGAGGCAAUGCAAGCAACAAAAAACAGCCACCACCACCGACGCCCAACAAGCAGCCUACUGUGAAAGCAUCAUUCCCAUCAUCAACUUCGGAUCCUUUCGACAACUCUUCCAUGAACGAACGAAAUUCGAAAAAGAAGAAAUCAUUCACGGCUCUUUUUGCACAACAGAGCUCAGUAGGAACUGCAGCCGAUGUGGAAAGUGAUUUAAGCUUUGACCAAUCUCCUUUCAAGCCUCAACCAACGCAAGCCCACUCUCAAUCUCUCAACAAAUUUAAGAAUUGGAUUUUAGGAAAGAAGUCACAUCCUAACGGCGCCACCAACGCUAAUGAUUCAACCAAACUUAGCACAAACCCAACUGCGUCUCUCUCUUCUCCUAAUUUGAAAUCUCUUAAUGAUACAUCUCCACCAAAUAGCAACAAAAAAUCAUCAACUCCCUCCAUACCACACAUUCCAUCCAGUAUUAACAUGACUCCAGAAAUUUCUUCUCUUCUUAACGAUGGAAUUGUUUUCAUCAAAGUUCACACAAAAAGACGUGGAAAUAUUCGAAUUUUGGAAAUUAAUAUCGACAAAAUGUCCAUGCUGUCAGAACAAGACAAGAAUUUAGCACUUGAACUCAAGAAUCUUCUCGUUACACACGUUGAUGCAUCCAAUCCAUUUGAUAAGAACCCACAUUUAAGAGAGUUUUUACAAACAAAAAUUUCAGUUCAGGCACAGAAAAAUUGGGAAGAGAUUAAUGAAGACUGUAUUAUCAAGGUGAAAAGUCCUGCCUCUUCUAAUUUUUACAAGUUGUAA
Naegleria lovaniensis is the source of this 3222-nucleotide messenger RNA. RefSeq lists its product as uncharacterized. The record is from RefSeq and is a predicted model, not a curated record. The coding region runs from base 1 to 3222 and encodes 1073 amino acids. The transcript has a single exon. Lineage: Eukaryota; Heterolobosea; Eutetramitea; Acrasida; Naegleriidae.